CGGCUUGUUUCUCAUUUGACAUUUUUCAAAUAAUGAACGCAUUGCGAGUGUUCGCGCACAUUGUCCUUCAGCAUGGAGUUUUACGAUACAGCUCCACAACAUCCAAUUUAGGGAAUAGUGUCAGGAACAAACUGAAGGUGUCAUCCAAACAGCUUGCCAAACCACAACCGAUCGACAUUUUGAACAACCUCUGCCAUGAGGAGAGGCUCAAUCGUCAUGUGUUGACUGCCCACCAUGAGGGAGUGGCGAGCCACGCAAAGAGAAGAAAAAGCAAAUCUUGCGGAGCGGCAAUAGCUGGCAAGAACAUCAUUUUUGUUGCUGGCCUGGGUGGUAUUGGAAUGGAUACCUGUCGUCAGAUUGUCAAGAGGGGACCAAAGAACCUGCUGAUUUUUGACAGACUUGAUAAGCCAGAUUAUAUCACAGAGUUACAAAAAUUGAAUCCCAAGACGAAAGUUGCGUUCUAUUCGUAUGAUGUUACUGUGCCUUUAAGUAAGAGUAAAGAACUACUUCAGGAAGUCUUCGAAAAGUAUGAGACGAUUGACUUGCUUAUCAAUGGAGCUGGAAUAAUGGACGACCAUCAGAUAGAGAAAACUAUUGCUGUUAAUUUCACCGGAACAGUGAAUACCACAACGGCUAUUAUGGAUUUCUGGGACUACCGCAAUGAUGGUCCAGGCGGAGUUAUUGCCAACAUCUGCUCAGUGACUGCUUUUUAUCCGAACUGCCAAGUGCCUGUUUAUUGCGCCUCAAAGGCAGCUGUUUUCAGCUUUACUGUUUCGCUUGCGUUACUGGCGCCCGUCACUGGAGUAACAGCCUAUUCGAUCAAUCAUAGUAUUACGAGGACGACCUUGGGCCAAAAUUUCAAUUCUUGGCUGGAUGUGGGACCUUGCAUUACCGAGAAACUGUCGGACACUCCCUCCCAGUCUACUGCGCAAGCCGCUAAGAGUUUUGUCAAGGCCAUUGAGGCCAACAAAAAUGGUGCUAUCUGGAAGUUGGAGCAAGGUAAACUAGAGGAAGUCAAAUGGACGGGAUUCAAUUAGUAAACACAUUUACAGAUUACAAUUUACUUAACUCUGAGUGAUGCUAACAUCAAUGGUGUAAAUUAUUGCAGAACAAGAUAUUGCAGAAGCACUGUUAGCGAUAUUCGGUUAUGUUACUGAAUUUAUUUUUAUUUAUUGUAUUUUAUUUGCCCUUAAGAUUUCCAUAACCCUUUUGGGCACACAAAUGUCAAAAAUAAUAAUUAUGGUUGAUGUAUUAACUAAA
Drosophila grimshawi is the source of this 1260-nucleotide messenger RNA. Its product is annotated as alcohol dehydrogenase. The record is from RefSeq and is a predicted model, not a curated record. Lineage: Eukaryota; Metazoa; Arthropoda; Insecta; Diptera; Drosophilidae. Bases 33 to 1037 code for a protein of 334 amino acids. Gene Ontology annotation, molecular function: alcohol dehydrogenase (NAD+) activity. The transcript is spliced from 4 exons. Gene Ontology annotation, cellular component: cytoplasm. Gene Ontology annotation, biological process: alcohol metabolic process.